This is a messenger RNA of Leptinotarsa decemlineata (Colorado potato beetle), 3724 nucleotides long. RefSeq lists its product as uncharacterized. The record is from RefSeq and is a predicted model, not a curated record. Lineage: Eukaryota; Metazoa; Arthropoda; Insecta; Coleoptera; Chrysomelidae.
AUGACAAAAAAUACAUUUUCUUUUGCAGUUCUGCCUAGUCCAGUUUCACACUGCGAUUUAUUUUCUUCAUCUCAACUUUCAUCUGACGGAUCCUUAGGCAGAUGUAAGACUAAGUAUCAUCUUCGUGAUUUAUUUCUGGCUCCAUCUUUCGAUGAAUUGGAUGCUGUUGCUGUUGAUGGAAAGGGAGAGCCAAGGAAAUUGACUGGGAAACAACUUGAAUAUAUUAGAGAAAGGGGCUUGCACAAGGACAAAUUUGGAAAACCCAAAAGAUUGAACCUGGAACAACUAGAAAGUAUUAGAUUACAUGGCAUUUUCGAAGUAGAAUCAUUGAACUUUCCUGGACAGCAACACCGUUGGAAACUAUCGCAACUGCUGCAAAAAGGAACUAUUAAUAGCCAUGACUCACUGUUGAACGAUCUAGCUCUAGCAUUACGUUUCAUAGUUGUAACAGCCAAAGGCAGACUUGUCUCACAUUUCUUCAGCGUUUCGCAGGCUGCUGAAGCUUUCAUUUCGGGGCUGCUGAGAAUUUUAGAUGUUUUAAUUGGAAUACCUAGUUUACAAGCUCACAAUUUAGAUGCGAAAAUCAGAGAGGAAAGGAAUAAGUACCUUGUUGCGGAGUUAGUUUGUAGGCCAGAGAAUGAGGAAUCUCUCGAAGUUUUAUGUUCUUACAUUCGUAAACAGCUAAGAAGGGCAGCUACCGAGAAAUUCGAGGUUGCAAGGGAAUGUUCCCAACCUCCUGUUUCUCUACCCUACAAAUUUUUGACGCCCUCAGGUUCUGAGUUAGAUUUGAGGUUAUGGGAUAGAGGAAUGAUGAGAAAGGCUAUGCCCAUUCUGGUUUCGAUAUUGGAGAGGGAAACUAGAGGUUGGUUCUUGCAUUUUAGAGAAAGACUGAUUGCCGAACUGCGGACACAAAAAAUGCCGGAUGAAGAUAUAGAAAAGGAGGUUAAUGAUGCAGUUAUGAAAGAGUAUCUGCAGAGGGUUUAUAACAGCAUACUUUCCCAUCCUGAUAUCAUGGCGUUAGGUGAAGGAAUUGCCCAGUUGCUAGUGCAGCAAGCUCAGAGUGUAGUUUUAAUGCAUAGAGCUGUUGAAAACGUACAACAUCGAUUGCAAAAAUCUCAGGAAGAGGUUAAAUCCAGACUGUGUAACUUUCACCCAGUAAUGUCCAGAAUCGGCCCGUGGUUGAGAUCAAGAUUGAGGGCAGCAGAACAAAGAUUCAGUCAGGAGAAUCAGUGGAGCGCCCAUGAAGAAGCUCUUGUAUUAUGUAAUGCACAACGCUUGCUACAGACCAUUUAUUUUCUGAAUAGGGAUCUCUCCUUCAUGAAAGAAAGGGAACCAGCAUUACUGAGAGAACUAAGAAAGGAUAAAAUUCCAACAAGAAGCUUUUUGUGGCCCACACAAAUAUGGCUCCCUCAGAAUUGGGUUAUCAGAAGGAAUUUCCAAGGACAAUCCGAAGUAGUUCCAACGGUAUUGAGCAAGCAAGUGACUAGUAUCACCACUCCCAGAUCGGAUCCUACUCAGCCAGUAUUUCUGGUGGAAAAAGAAGUGGUUAGAACAACAACAACCCGUUGGCCUUUGUGGAGAAUUUUCAAUUAUUUUCAUAGAACAUGGUGUUGGACGUGGAAUGCAAUGUUUUUUUUCGGCAUUGUCCUUCCUUGGUGUAGCCCUAUCGGACUUCGAGCAUUAUUUUGUCUGGAACCGUUCAUGCCAGAUUUGGAGCUGUCACAAGUCAACGGUACUCUAUUUCCUAGAAAGAGUAGUCUGACUCCGACUUUGAUGUCCCGAUUAUUGAGUCUUUGGAGACAUAUUUCCAAGUCUAGAACACACUUUGAGACCAAACCAGAUACCGGUUUCAUCGGAAAAGGAUUUACGAGACACAUCAAUCGCAUUUGGAAUUACUUCGUGAAGGGUUUAUUUGGGACAUCUUUUCUAGUAAUUGUUUUUCCAAUUGCUUGUUUUUUAGUAAUUUUAUUCAGUUUGUUCAUUGCCGCUACAACAGUUAUGUGGAUGCCUUUGUUGACUUUUGCUGUUCAAAUAACGAACUUACUCAUUUACGAUUUAGAUAGUCCUGACCAAAGAAGAAACAGAUUUCUGGUGAUUUGUGAAGCUUUUUUGUGGAAUAUCGGUAUACAAGGAUGCCUUCAACCGUUGGCAGCAUUGUUUGUUGCUGUAAUUGUGUGUCCGAUGAUAUCCCUCAUUAUUUUUGCAGGCGCUUUCGCUCGAUAUUGGCUCCGACUUCUGUGGGACACUGCAAUCUUCCAUCUUAUAAUAAAAAAACGGGGCCGUGUUCCGGCCAGCGACAGUUUUGUCGUCAAAAGAAUCGCGGGACCUGGCUUGGUGUCUGAUUACUAUUUCCAAAUCAGCCCAGAACAAGCUCUGGCAGCUUUUGAGGCCAAGAUGGAGCUGGACGAACUGGCCGCUUACCAAACAGUUAUCGAAAAUACCAUCUUGCAACCUCAGAAAGACUUUAGCCAUUUUGUUGAAGCAUGUUUUGGCAGCUUCUCGGCUCAACUCGCUAAAAAUGGACCAUACAAAUGUUUGGAAAAGGAAGCUCAAGAUCUGAUGACGAUUCUGCAUGAGAAACUCGAGAGGAGGCGUAGGGAUUUGCAAACGGGCCUCAAUGUGACUGUGAAGAGUAAAGUCAAGCUAUGCACGCCAGAGUUGAAAGUCGCUAUCCAGCAAGGUGCUAUGAUGCUAGAACGAUUCUAUCCAACCCACAUCUUCCCGAAAUUAACUUGUUCAGAAGACCAGUUUUGGGACAGUAAGGCUCUCAGCCCCGGUGAUUGGGCCGGUCUAGCAGGACUUUUGUAUUCAGAACUCUUCAGUUUAGAUAUUCUGACACCCUUGGAUCAUACUGAUACCAGUUUCCGUCUCGAUACUCACCCUCAAGCUGACUUGUCUCGAUAUACGGACAUGGUGCAGUGUGCGCAAUUAGGUGUUGGUGGGCCCGAUUUAUUAGGAAACGUCUAUACUCCUAGAGGCAAUAUACAAGUUCAUUCACCAUAUCUGGAUGUAUCUGCAUUCAACCCAAAAUCAAAAUUAACUGCCACAGGAAAGAAAGCAGACAAAGCAGAAGAAAUGUCUGCAGCUAUGGGUUCGUUGAAACCGAAUGCAAAGACUACUCUGUGGAUGCCAUGGAAAAAACAUAGCCGUCCUUAUUCGCCGGAUAAAAUGGUGAUACCUCUUCCGAUUCCGCACCCUGCUCAUAUUGCGGUAACAAUUUACAAUAGAGAUUCAGAUGAUCCUAUCGCUUUAGAGUCUGACAUAUGUCAGAGUAUAUUGCGAGGUAUAGAGGAAAGUCAUGUGUCUCCAGACGAUAGUGGAAUAGGGAGAUUCAAGGGAGGUGCUGACUCUUUUGGAACAGUUAGUUCUAGUUCAGACACUUUGGACACUCCCCCAAUGGAAGAGUCGACGCGGAAUUCUUCGGAGGGGGUGUACCGUUGGACCCUGAGUAAUUGGGGCCAAAGGAAACGUAACAAUUCAGGUAGCGUUCGAGUGGAUCUAGCCAGUCCCGAAGACGUCACUUUGGACAGUGAUAGCACUAGAGUGGUUUUUUGUACGUACGGAACGACAGUAUGAUAAGUGAUUGUGAUUUUUUUGGUUCGUAUUCUUAAGUCCGAGUUGCUCUCCCAAAUAGCUUUAACGAUGUAGAUCUGAUAAGUGAUCAUUUUUAUAGCUCGUAACUAGUAUUAUUUUUUUUGCCAAAGAAUAAGUUCAAAACUUUUGU